Molecule: messenger RNA, 1743 nt
Organism: Cavenderia fasciculata
Lineage: Eukaryota; Evosea; Eumycetozoa; Acytosteliales; Cavenderiaceae
Exons: 4
Coding region: 1-1743 (580 amino acids)
Source: RefSeq, a predicted model, not a curated record
AUGUACAAAUCACAAUUUGUAUUAUUAUUGGUUGCUACCUUUUUGUUAUUAUUCUGUAGUAGUAAUUUGGUUGUUGCUAAAUUACAAUCAAACUAUGGUCUAUCAAGUUUAACAUUUGAUGGUAACCAAACGAUUACUGCAAUUGGUUCAUUUGGUGAUGAUUCAUCAUUGGUUUCAGUUUGGGUUGGUGAUCAAAACAAUACCACCCCAUGUCCAAUUGUUAGUUUCUACAAUUCUAGUAUCAGUUGUACCAUCAAUCCACGUCCAUCUGGUACCAAGAACGUGUUUAUCGGAAUCAAUAAUGGUAACCAAACUGUUUUAGAAGGAUCACUCUCUUUUAGUAAUGCCACCACUGACUAUUACAUCUCGCAUGUUGCCUACAACAACACCGACAAUACAAUCAAGAUUCUUGGUAGUUUUGGUAAUGAUGGUUCCAAUCCAAAUCCACAACCACCACAAUCAAACUAUACACUUUCAAGUUUAACAUUUGGAGGUAAUCAAACUAUCACUGCCACUGGUUCAUUUGGUGAUGAUUCAUCUUUGGUUUCAAUUUGGGUUGGUGAUCAAUACACUCCAUGUCCACUUGUCAGUUUCUCCAACUCCAGUCUCAGUUGUAUCAUCAAUCCAGUUCCAAUUGGUACCAAGACUGUUAGUAUUAGAAUCGGUAGUGUUGUAUUAAACGGUGUACUCUUUUUCAAGAAUGUUACCAAUCAUUUCAUCUCGUAUGUCUCUUACAAUGACAUUGACAACUCGUUAAUGAUCGUUGGUAGCCUCGACAACAACACUGUCGGUGCCACUCAUGUAUAUGUCACCUUCAACGGAUGGGUACAAUCAUUUUGUGCCGUCACCUCUGUCGGUCCUUCAUUUGUCAAUUGUCAAUUAAACGAACGUUUACAAACCAAUAAGACUUAUGAUAUCCUACUCCAUAUUGACAAUCAAAAUUUAUACUCCACUGUUUAUAUCCCAUCAGCCAAUCCAAACCCAAACUAUUACUUUAGUUCAUUCCGUUCAACUAUUUAUCCAUUGGGACUUGAAGUGAGUGGAUCUUUUGGUAAUACAUCUACUAGUGUUAAUAUUACUAUCAACUAUGGUGGUCAAGUCAACCGUUGUCCAAUCUAUUACUUUUCAUCAACUUAUUUGUUGUGUAAUCUUGGUAACAACUAUCCAGUCAAUGGUGGAUACUAUCAAGUCAACGGUGCAAUCGACAAUGUAAUCUAUAAUAGUACCAAUGUCUAUUUUGAACCAACCAACUCUUCCUCCUCGUCUUCAUCCUCGUCCUCGACCAACUCAUCGUCAUCAUCGUCAAGCUCCAACAACAACUCAUCAUCGUCAUCAUCAUCGUCAUAUUAUGAUGUAACAUGUUCUUUGAGUAGAACAGGUCAACUCAAGGUAGAGUAUUCAGGAGACACUCUAAUCAAUUGUACCUCUCAAGGUAUCAGCCAAUGUAAUUCACCAGUUGUUCAACUUCAAUGCCAAGGUCUCACUAGUUCCUCUUUGACCAGAUGUUUAGCUCCACACGAAAUUGUUUGUCAAGGAUCAUCAUCUGUUGUAUGUCGUGUUGGUGGUAUGUCUUGUUCCAUUGAAGGUGGUCAAUUAACCAUCACAGCCGAUACAACUGCCACUUUCAAUCACAAUGAAAAUCCUCAAGAAUCCAAUUCACAAACCAAUGAUACCUCCUCUGCAUCAUUCUCAACUCUUUUCAUCCUCUCUUCGUUAUUAUCCGUCAUUUACAUUUUAAUUUAA